UUUCUUUCGCCUUAUCAGCCACCCGAACUAUCGCGAGAGUGGCCGGAAAUCUCGCGGCCGAAGUAGCUGCGCCAGAGAAGACGGAGAAACGAGCUGAUAUUGUCGCCUGUUUUCUCAACGACAAGAUUACCUUCGAGACGCCGACUAAACAGGUCGCCGCAGUCCCUCAAACAUGUCUGACAGCGACGACAGCGACUUCUCCGACAACCAGAGCGAGCGCAGCAGCGACGGAGAAGCCGAAGAGGUGGAGAAUGAGGAGGAGACGGGCAGCCCCGUUGGCAGCGAUAAGGUGGCCGAGGAGGAGGGCGAGGACCUGGAUGACGAGUAUGACGACGAAGAGGAGGAGGAAGACGAUGACGACCGGCCUCGGAAGAAGCCGCGUCACGGAGGUUUCAUCCUGGAUGAAGCUGAUGUGGACGACGAGUACGAGGACGAGGAAGACCAGUGGGAAGAAGGAGCUGAGGACAUCUUGGAAAAAGGUGAGGACGUCGUGCACGCACGAAUGGAGAGCGCAAAGUCGUGUGCGACCGACUGUUGAGUGUCAACAAUGGACAUGUCGAGGGACGAACAUGAUGUGGAAAUAAAGAAGCAACUUCCCCAAACGUGGGCCUCCAAAUGGGUCUUCCUAAUGGAGCCCCCAUCACAAAGUCCUGAUCGCAAUCCCAUGGACCCAAGAUGGGCAGAUCUGAAGAGACCCGUGCGAUCGAGAGGAGCUGACUUUGCUGAAAAUGGUGAACGGCGAGGUGCCGAGAGGGCAACUACGCAAGGUCUCAGCAAGGAGCAAGGGCGGAAACAUAACAUUAUGAAGUGCCAGAAAUGUGUGUGUGUGGGGGGGGGGGGGGAACCUUCAAUUGAAUUCCAUAUGUCACUGGGACCCGACGGGGGUGAUAUGACGGCAGAGUUUUGAACCGGCUGGAGUUCACGGGGCGAGGAAGACCAAAAAGUAAGCAAUUGCCGUAGUCCAUGUGGAACGGGACAAGCCGAUGGACAAGAAUCGCAGAGAGCGUUCGGACGGAGCCGGUCGGUAUUGCACUCGUGACAGCCAAAGGCCGACUUGCGUUGUUUCCGUGGAAGUGAAAGGAGGGAGAGCCGUCGAAGAUCAGACGCAGAGUCUUAACUUGGAGGGAAGAGUGAGGGUGCAGCUGUCUUGUUUUGGAUUGCGUGGUUUUAGUUUGGAUGAGAUUUUCAGUUUUUGACUUUCAAGAAACCGGACUGGAUGUCUCUGAAGGACAGACGGAGGAGGUGGACGUUGCAAGUGUUGACCAGAAAAGUACAGCUGGGUGUCAACUACAAAACGGUGCGGAAUAGAGUAUUGUACUUACUGGACAUUUUGCCAACCGGGAGGGGUCGGAAAAUGGAGCCCUGAGUUACACCUGCAGUAACUGGGGAAGGAUCAGGUUUCAAGGAUUUUCAACCGAAUGGACUGGGAGAUGGGAGGGAGAAAAAGGGAGAUGCCGGUCCCAGAGAGUCUUCGUAGGAGGUUGUGCUUGCCCGUCCGUGUGUUGCUAUCACAAAGCUGUGGUCAAGUCAAGCGGGAUCGUUUUUUUUUUCCAAUUUCUCAAACUCGGUUUUAAUGAGAAGUAGAAUGCUCAAUACUGACAAGAUUUGAGACCUGCAGCUUGAAAUGAAAUCCAAUCCAAUUGAAGCGUUCUGCGGCCGAGGGUACUUGAAGGUACCGUCGUAAAAUAGCGUCUUGAGGCUUAGUUGGAUGUGGGCCGCCCGAGAAAUGUGAAAGGUGAAGCUGGCGUGUCGUCUGCAGUUGAUGCAAAUUCUUCUUUUGGGUUUUCUACACCUGUGCGAGAGCGACAGACGGCCCGUCCCGUGCGAUUGAUGAGCAACUUUUGUGCGGAUAACAAUUUUGAAGCGGCCGACGUUCCUCGCGAACUAACGUCCGCUGUGUUGUUGUCCCGACACGCUUUGCGUCCCCACCUGCCCGCUGCUUGUCCGCCGCCACCCAUCCUGCCUCCGAACUGCCUGUCGUACCUUUACUUCCCGGCGCGCUCGGUCCGCUCGCCUCCCCGUCCCGGCGCCGUCCUGCGCAGAGGAGGCCGAAGUAUCCAACAUCGACCACGUGGUUCUGGAUGAAGAUCACUCCGGAUCUAGGAGGCUGCAGAACCUCUGGAGAGAGUCUCGAGAGGAGGCGCUAGGUGAAUACUACAUGAGGAAGUACGCAAAGUCCUCGGGAGGGGAGCACUAUUCGGGGGGGUCGGAGGAGCUCUCUGACGACAUCACCCAGCAGCAGCUACUUCCUGGUGUCAAGGAUCCGAAUCUGUGGACCGUCAAGUGCAAGAUUGGGGAGGAGAGGACAACCGCCAUUGCGCUGAUGAGGAAGUUCAUCGCCUAUCAGUUCACUGACACGCCACUCCAGAUCAAGUCGGUGGUGGCCCCCGACCACGUGAAGGGUUACAUCUACGUGGAGUCCUACAAGCAGACUCACGUGAAAGCCGCCAUCGAGGGCAUCGGAAACCUCCGGAUGGGCUUGUGGAACCAGCAGAUGGUCCCGAUCAAAGAGAUGACCGACGUCCUCAAGGUGGUCAAAGAGGUCACCAACUUGAAGCCCAAAUCCUGGGUCAGGCUCAAGCGAGGCCUGUACAAAGACGACAUCGCGCAGGUGGACUACGUGGAGCCCAGCCAGAACACCAUCUCGCUCAAGAUGAUCCCUCGCAUCGAACUGGACCGCAUCAAAGCCAAGAUGAGCUUGAAAGACUGGUAUGCCAAGAGGAAGAAGUUCAAGCGGCCCGCUCAGAGGCUUUUUGAUGCAGAAAAAAUCCGGUCGCUCGGGGGGGAGGUCAGUCACGACGGCGACUUCAUGAUCUUCGAGGGGAAUCGCUACAGCCGCAAAGGAUUCCUGUUCAAGAGCUUCGCCAUGUCGGCCGUGAUCACAGACGGUGUGAAGCCCACACUGUCGGAGCUGGAGAAGUUUGAAGACCAGCCGGAAGGAAUCGACCUGGAGGUGGUCACCGAGUCAGGGAAGGAGCGGGAACACAACCUGCAGGCCGGCGACAACGUGGAGGUGUGCGAGGGCGAGUUGAUCAACCUGCAGGGAAAGAUCCUCAGCGUGGACGGCAACAAGAUCACCAUCAUGCCCAAACACGAAGACCUCAAGGACCCCCUGGAGUUCCCAGCUCAAGAGUUAAAGAAGUAUUUCCGGAUGGGCGACCACGUGAAAGUGAUCGCCGGCCGAUACGAAGGCGACACGGGUCUUAUCGUACGCGUGGAGGAGAACUUUGUCAUCCUCUUCUCCGACCUGACCAUGCACGAGCUGAAGGUGCUGCCCAGAGAUCUGCAGCUCUGCUCGGAAACGGCGUCCGGCGUGGACGCGGGUGGGCAGCACGAGUGGGGGGAGCUGGUCCAGCUGGACCCGCAGACGGUGGGCGUUAUCGUGCGGCUGGAGCGAGAAACCUUCCAGGUGUUGAACAUGCACGGCAAAGUUCUGACAGUGCGCCACCAGGCGGUCAACCGCAAGAAGGACAACCGCUUCGCUGUGGCUUUGGACUCGGAGCAGAACAACAUCCACGUCAAAGACAUCGUCAAAGUCAUCGACGGGCCUCACUCGGGCCGCGAAGGCGAAAUCCGCCACCUUUUCCGAGGUUUCGCCUUCCUGCACUGUAAGAAGCUGGUGGAGAACGGCGGCAUGUUUGUCUGCAAGACUCGACACCUGGUGCUGGCCGGCGGCUCCAAGCCCAGGGACGUGACAAACUUCACGGUGGGCGGCUUCGCUCCCAUGAGUCCUCGCAUCAGCAGCCCCAUGCAUCACGGCGGCGGCGGCGGCGGCGGUGCUCAGCAACGCGGCGGCGGAGGCGGCGGCGGCGGCAUGGGGCGGGGCCGAGGACGACGAGACAACGAGCUGAUCGGUCAGACCGUUCGCAUCUCGCAGGGUCCAUACAAAGGUUACAUCGGUGUGGUGAAGGACGCCACAGAGUCCACGGCCCGAGUGGAGCUUCACUCCACCUGUCAGACCAUCUCCGUCGACAGACAACGCUUGACCACCACGGGUGCCCAGAAACACAGCGGAAUGACGUCCACCCACGGGCGCACCCCCAUGUACGGCUCGGGCUCCAGGACGCCCAUGUGUGGCUCUCAGACGCCGCUGCACGACGGAAGCCGCACGCCCCACAGCGGCUCGCAGACGCCGCUGCACGACGGCAGCAGGACGCCGGGUCAGAGCGGAGCCUGGGACCCCAGCAACCCCAACACGCCGUCCAGGAACGACGAGGAGUACGACUUCGGCUAUGACGACGAGCCCUCGCCUUCGCCUCAGGGCUACGGGGGGACCCCUAACCCCCAGACGCCAGGUUACCCAGAAGUCCCGUCUCCGCAGGUCAACAAUCAGUACAACCCUCAGACGCCGGGCACGCCCGCCAUGUACAACACGGAUCAAUAUUCCCCCUACGCCGUCCCCUCGCCCCAAGGGUCCUACCAGCCCAGUCCGAGUCCUCAGAGCUACCACCAGGUGGCGCCCUCGCCCGUAGGCUACCAGAACACGCACUCGCCGGCCAGCUACCACCCGACGCCGUCACCCAUGGCCUAUCAGGCCAGCCCGAGUCCGAGUCCGGUGGGCUACAGCCCCAUGACGCCCGGCGCGCCCUCUCCCGGCGGCUACAACCCCCACACGCCGGGCUCCAACAUCGAGCAGGGGGGCAGCGACUGGGUGACCACCGACAUCCUGGUGCGGGUUAAGGACUCUUUCAUGGACCUGACUGGACAGACGGGAGUCAUCCGGAGCGUCACGGGCGGCAUGUGCUCCGUGUUCAUGCAGGACUCGGAGAAGGUCGUGAGCGUCAGCGGCGACCACCUGGAGCCCGUCACGCCCACCAAGAACGACAAGGUGAAGGUGAUCCUGGGAGAGCACCGCGAGGCCACGGGGACGCUGCUGAGCAUCGACGGCGACGACGGCAUCGUCCGCAAAGUCCUCGACAACCAGCUGAUGAUCCUCAACCUGAGGUUCCUGGGCUGUCUGGGCCACUGAGGCUAGCGACAACCCCCCCCCACAUCUUUUCACACGGAUGUCAGGCAAAGUCGGGUGUUCAGUUUGACUCCUCAUGCUUGCUGGUGUUUUUUUUUUGUUGUUGUUUUUUGUUUUUCUCCUUUUUUCAUCAUCUCCUAGUUAAUUGGCUCACUUCGUACCGCCGCCGCCGUCGGGUUUUAGUCGCUUUGCGCCCACGCGAGCGCGAACGUCCGCACAUGCAUACGUGUCAAUAAAGUAUGAAACGGGCCGCAU
Messenger RNA from Syngnathoides biaculeatus (alligator pipefish), 5221 nucleotides. RefSeq names its product SPT5 homolog, DSIF elongation factor subunit (gene supt5h). Gene Ontology annotation, cellular component: DSIF complex. The record is from RefSeq and is a predicted model, not a curated record. Gene Ontology annotation, molecular function: mRNA binding; protein binding. Gene Ontology annotation, biological process: transcription elongation-coupled chromatin remodeling; regulation of transcription by RNA polymerase II; regulation of DNA-templated transcription elongation. Bases 2159 to 4969 code for a protein of 936 amino acids. The transcript has 29 exons. NCBI's taxonomy places the organism in Eukaryota, Metazoa, Chordata, Actinopteri, Syngnathiformes, Syngnathidae.